Asterias rubens (European starfish) is the source of this 1066-nucleotide messenger RNA. RefSeq lists its product as uncharacterized. Lineage: Eukaryota; Metazoa; Echinodermata; Asteroidea; Forcipulatida; Asteriidae. The transcript has a single exon. The record is from RefSeq and is a predicted model, not a curated record. Bases 1 to 888 code for a protein of 295 amino acids.
AUGGAGCCUGACACCGCAGUCGCUGAUGAUACGGACCAUGUAGAAGGAUUGUCUGGAGGACCUUCCUCACGUGAAGGUGGCGAGAAAACACUGAGAUCGAACUCAAAAUCCCCUACCGACGGCCAUGAGGGUCGAGCUGGUACCCCUCUCGAAGGAGUGUCAUGUAACGGGACACAACUGAGAUACAAGAAGGCACCAGAGCCAGCGUAUUACUCCAAGUUAAAGCGAAAAGAACCGACCUCUGCAGGGUUGGAACUGACUUCAACUCGUGUUACCGUGUACCCUCAACAGGACCUGGAGUCUUGGAACAAUAAGCGGGACUACACCCUUCCUAAACUGGGUGUCUUGAAAGUGAGACUCGAUGACCGUUGGGCUUGCGACGAGCUCGGGGAUACCGUGAAUUCGUUCUUUCCCCCCGGCUCAAUGUUCCCGUCCAGAGGGUGGAGUCGCGAGCCUAGUCGUACUGGGAGUGCGGACUCGUAUUUUCGUCAGGGAGGUUGGGGGUCUCGCGACCAGCAUGGUCUCUUUCAGAGUCGGACACAAAUGGAGAAAGCUUUCAAUACGUUCGGUAACUCGCGACCCUUGGCUUCAUCAAGUCGGCCUCACACAAGCGCGGCUGUACUCCACAAGAAACCUUCUCCGAGUACUAAGGACUCUACAUCAGCAGACCGGGCUGACAGCAAGUCACCGUUAGCCUGGUAUAGUGCCCCCAAUCGGCAGAAGGUGGUCCGUAAAUCGCCACCGUGGAGGUCAUUGAUGAAUAGGCGUCCACAGGGAGUCCGUUCCGAUAAGACUAACUUGUGUCCGUACCAUUGUAGAUGUUGCUUCAAUGAGGUGAAUGACACCGAGGGUAGUUCUGUCUAUAAACUAGACUUGGGGAUUCUGUAAUGCCAUGAUUGGUCGGGAGUCCGGGCAUGGGGGAUGGGGAAUCAGUGGGGGCAAUAAGGGCCCCGAUGGCGAGCUCCGGGCCUGGGAGGCACGGGUCCCGCCCGGUGGUUGGAAGGUUCGGAGGUAGAUGACCAUCGCCGGUGGGAUCGGUGGAGCUCAAACCCCAACGAAGUGGAAG